AUGGUCGAGGUCGAAGAAGCCGCUGAGUCGGAGUGUCCACUGUCCAAAGGCGACUGGCAACCAUGGUCGGAAUGCUCUGCCUCCUGCUCCGGCGUCCAACGCCGCGUCCGGACAAGUUGGCGGUGCUGGGAGGUGGUUGAGAACAAGACUGCGCAGCGGCCCUGCAACGAAGAGGUCAUUUGCGACUCCCAGUCCUGCGAGCUAGGCGACUGGAGCAGCUGGAAAGGCUGUGACGGAGACAUGUCGUGCGGCCAGGGAGCUAGUUCCUCUCGUUUCCGUCGCCUGCUGCUCCCGCCAGGGCCGACGGCUCCCGACUGCCCAAGCCUCGUGGAACGCCGCUCUUGCGAGCGGCCGCGGCCAUGUCCAGAAGAGUGCCAGAAGGUGUUAGGGCACUGGGCCGAGUGGUCGAGUUGCUCAGCCAUGUGCGACAUCGGUGAGCGAUGGCGGAUCCGAGAAAUGCCGCCAGGAGCUCCAGAUUUCCUUCAAGCACGCUGCCGCGCCUUUGCCCAGGAUUUAUCUUACUGCGAGCCGGACGCCGGCAUCUGUCCCUGCAAGCACUUCGAAGGAAGUAAGCCCUGCAGCGCGCGGGCGGCUCCUAGCAUCCGGAGCAGAACCGCGCAACACGCACUGAUGCAGGACAUGCUGCUGAAUCUCCACUGCCCGCGGGAGCGCCGGCAUCUCAUCAUUCGCGACGAGCGCCGUCGUGAUGAGGUGCUAGGGGCGCUUGCCACCAAUGCUGCAGGCAGCCUGGUUCUCUCGAGACACCUGCCCAUCAUGCCAGCGAGUAUCUCCGGCUGGGAGUUGCUCUCCUUGGGCAACGAAAGCCGCAGAAACGACCUGAGGGGACGCCUCACGAGCGCAGCACAGUUCCCCAUCGAGGCCACCUUCGAAGGAGAUGGGGGAGACCUGGAACGGCUAAGGUCUUGCUUAUCUGGCUGGUUCGCCAGCCACCUUCAUCUCCAGUCUGGUCAGCUGAACUUGACCUCGCCCCGUCUUCCCCAAGACUUCGACCGCAGCCUGCGUCUCGGACUGCGUCUGCGCAUCCCAUGCGCAACCCAGGACGCUGAUAAGCGGAAACCCUCUUGCGGGAGGCUCCAAAGAGCCUGGCGUCGAAUUCCGCUGCCCUCCACCGCCGCGCGGCAUUGCAUCCGUCAUGCAGAGCCUCGGCUUGCAAAAUGGCGAUGA
Symbiodinium sp. CCMP2592 is the source of this 1185-nucleotide messenger RNA. Lineage: Eukaryota; Dinophyceae; Suessiales; Symbiodiniaceae. The record is from the annotation of a GenBank genome assembly.